AUGAACCUAAAAUUAGUCUAUAUAUCUGUAAUGAUGUUUGGAGUAGCAGGUCUACUCCUCUUCAUGUAUCUGCAAACCUGGAUUGAAGAACAACAUACAGUUUCUGAAGAAAAAAUACAACCGCAAACAAUUAAUCAGGGCUUCAAAAUCUAUUCGGCAGAGGAAUCUGAAAGAACAAAAUAUUGGAUCGCUGUUGGGAAUCUUAGCAAACCAAGUAAAGCUGUUGCCAAGAAUGGACAUAAUCUAGAAAAUGUUAGCCCUCUGCUACAGAGCCCAGUUUCUAUGACCACCAAAAUAUCCGAAGAGCUGCAGAAGGUUACAUUUCUGCUUAAACAGUUCAAGCAAGUAAAUUUACCACCAGCCAUGCACCCUCUGAACAAGAAUUUCAUCAAAGAUAAUCGCUGGAAAGCCACAGAUGAAAUGCAAGAGGAACGAAGGUCUUUCCUAUACAAUUUCUGCAAAAAAUAUCUUCGAGAACACAGACCUCGGACUCAUCUUAUGCGCAUGGUUUCCAGAAUAUAUGUGGAAGAACAACACAAGCUCCUGUACUGCGAAGUUCCUAAGGCAGGCUGUUCCAACUGGAAACGAGUAUUGAUGGUUCUCAGUGGCCUUGCCAAAUCAGCUGCUAAUAUUAGCCAUGAUGCUGUGCACUAUGGAAAACAUCUGAAGAAACUGGACAGCUAUGAUUUGAAAGGAAUACACAUGCGUUUAAAGACAUACACCAAAGUUAUAUUUGUACGGGAUCCCAUGGAAAGGUUAGUUUCUGCAUUUAGAGAUAAGUUUGAGCAUCCAAACAGCUACUACCAUCCUGUGUUUGGCAAGGCAAUUAUUAAGAAAUACAGACUUAAUGCUGACGGAGAGGCAUUGAAAACAGGCUCAGGAGUCAGGUUUAAAGAAUUUGUCCAAUAUUUAUUAGAUUCCCAUCGGCCAGUAGGUAUGGACACUCACUGGGAGCAGAUCAACAAACUUUGCUAUCCUUGUGUUAUCGGUUAUGAUUUCAUUGGCAAAUUUGAAACAGUGGAAGAAGAUGCUAAUUAUUUUUUGAGAUUGAUAGGUGCUCCAGAAGGGUUGACAUUUCCUAAUUUCAAAGACAGACAUUCCACUGACAAAAGGACAAAUUUAGAAGUUGUGAGAAAGCACUUAGAAGAGAUUCCUGACAGUGAGAGGCAGAAAAUGUAUGACUUCUAUUAUCUGGACUAUCUGAUGUUCAACUAUACUGUGCCGUAUACAGAGGCUUGAUUUGCCUGAAUACUUAAGCAAUUUUAGAAUUUAG
Sceloporus undulatus (fence lizard) is the source of this 1273-nucleotide messenger RNA. RefSeq names its product carbohydrate sulfotransferase 9-like. Gene Ontology annotation, cellular component: membrane. Bases 1 to 1239 code for a protein of 412 amino acids. Lineage: Eukaryota; Metazoa; Chordata; Lepidosauria; Squamata; Phrynosomatidae. The transcript is spliced from 3 exons. The record is from RefSeq and is a predicted model, not a curated record. Gene Ontology annotation, biological process: proteoglycan biosynthetic process; carbohydrate biosynthetic process. Gene Ontology annotation, molecular function: sulfotransferase activity.